Saccharomycodes ludwigii is the source of this 1899-nucleotide messenger RNA. RefSeq lists its product as uncharacterized. Gene Ontology annotation, molecular function: potassium ion transmembrane transporter activity. The transcript has a single exon. The record is from RefSeq and is a predicted model, not a curated record. Gene Ontology annotation, cellular component: plasma membrane. NCBI's taxonomy places the organism in Eukaryota, Fungi, Ascomycota, Saccharomycetes, Saccharomycodales, Saccharomycodaceae. Gene Ontology annotation, biological process: potassium ion transmembrane transport. Bases 1 to 1899 code for a protein of 632 amino acids.
AUGUAUAAUAAGAAAGGAAAUUACAUCGACAAAACAUCAAAUAUACCUUAUUCUCCUAUUUUUUCUUCAUCAUCUACUGAUAAGAUUACAACACAUAAUACAAAGACGUUUGAUGAUCCUAACGUACCUAGCCAUCCAAAACUUAAAAUACAUUGGAGGGAACAAAUAACUGAUCGUACCUUUGAUGCUUUAGAUUAUUCAUUAUGUUAUAACACCAAAUUUGGUACAAUAUUUCGUUAUAUUAUUAUACUUUGGGGACUAACCUUUUUAAAAGUGUUAAUGAUCUUGUCGGACAUUUAUACAUGUAUUAGAUUGUUAGCGUUUAAUAACGAUAACACUCAAAAUAUUGUCCAACCAUAUAUUCCAUUUAGAAUCACAAAAUGGUUGUUUAGUGGAUGUAUAUUAUUUUCCUUAGCACUACUGAUAAUUGAAAUUUUGUAUGGAAUCAAGAUCUAUAGAACGAAAAAUAUUUCAUUAACAUAUUUGGAUAAUUUUUCAAGAAUAUUGAACUCAAUGUUAAGUUAUUCUAAAUUUUGUAUAUAUGAUAAAAUCACACCCAUAAAUAAAUUUCAAAAAAUUGCAUUUUUCACGUUUAUAGAAUUAAAAGAUUGUUAUAGAGUAUUAUUCAGUGACUCUCCAAGACAAAUCAUCAACGGACUCACUUUGUGGAGUGUUUUAAUCACAGUUAAUAACAAGAAUUUAGGGCAAUUGGAAAAUUUCAAUGGAUUGAUUACUAAAAUCAAAAUUAUUGCACAAACAAAUCAUACAGAAGCUGUUAUUCUAUCGUUUAUGCUGUUUUCGUUUAUUAUUUGGUUGAUUUUUUUCUUUAAAUUUGUUGUUGCACUAUUUUGUUUUAUGUACUGUUAUGUUAAGUUACCAACCAUGGGGAAAGAAUAUAAUGAAUCGCGUGGAGUUGGAUUAAGAAAAUAUGUUACUUUACAAGUUAAUGAGAAUAUAGAUAUACUAUUAGCCAAAUAUAGCAGAAGGAAUGUGAAUAGCCAAAUUUUUGAGAAUACAUCUGACUUAAGCUCUUACACCUUACCAGAAAUACCAGUUAUAAGAAAUAGGUAUGGUUAUACUAAUACUACUACUAAUAUUAAUAAUAAUCACAAAGAUGGUAAUACGGUCAAGAGUACGCCAGAUAAGGAUGAAGUCCAUGAGGAAUCUUAUGAUUUAGAAGACCAAACACAAAAUAGUACAUUUAAUCUCGGAAACAGUACCACUGGUUAUUACCAUGGGAAUGCUGAAAAAAAUUACGAAAUUGAUGCUGACGAUUAUGAUGAAGAAUUUAACGCAGCAACAAGUAAUCAUAACGCUGGGACAAAGAUAAACUCUGUAAUUCUGGAUUAUUCUAAAAAUAUGCAAAGUAAUGGAAGCUUCAAUGAGAAAAGAGGUAAACUUAAAAAGGAGGCCAAGAAAGAUAUUAUGAAUAAUAAUGGGAACAUGGAUUAUUAUCAAUAUGUUCUGUACGAUAAUGCAAAAAUUAGUGCUAACAAUAACAACAACAACAACAACAACAACAACAACAACAACAGAAUAAAUUUAUUGAAACAAAAUGAUUAUGAUAAUAGUAAUGACAAUAACACUGUACAUGAUUCACGAUUCUAUAAUAAAGAAGUUCAAAUAAUAAAUAAAUAUACAGAAAAUACACCCACUAGUGAAUAUCAUAGUAAGGGAAUUAAUAUUGGGAAUAAAAGAGGAGAAUAUGAGAAUAGAAGAAUACCAAAGCCUAUGGCAUUACAAAAUGAUUAUUCCAUGCUUGAUACAACUACCACAAAGACAACAAACAAGAUUGUUUCUAAAAGUAGUGAUUCUGAUUCUGAUGGUGCUGGAUAUAAAGAAGAUGAAAAUGUAGAUGAUAGGUCUCCUCUAGUUUCAUCGUCUGGCAAUACUUUUUAA